GUUGACAUGACAUCUUCCAUUCCAUGUUCUGCGACCGGCGGGUGGUAAACAAAUAGUUUUUUAUUAAAAACCAAGAAAAAUUAAAUGGCAAAGCAUCAUCCAGACUUAAUUUUUUGUCGCAAACAACCGGGAGUUGCUAUAGGACGUUUGUGCGAAAAAUGUGAUGGCAAAUGUGUUAUUUGUGAUUCUUAUGUACGACCAUGCACGCUAGUCAGGAUCUGUGACGAGUGCAAUUAUGGAUCUUAUCAAGGUCGUUGUGUUAUCUGCGGUGGACCAGGAGUUUCAGAUGCUUACUAUUGCAAGGAAUGCACGAUACAGGAAAAAGAUCGAGAUGGUUGUCCGAAAAUUGUGAACCUUGGCAGUUCCAAAACGGAUCUUUUCUACGAAAGAAAAAAAUAUGGAUUCAAGCAAAACUAUUAAUCCUAAUAUGAAAAACUCAUCAAUAUUCUACUUUAAUCAUCUUAAUGUGACUGAGGAAAACCCACAUUGUACCAAUAUAUCUAACAAACUGAGCAUAUUUAUACAUGGAUUUCGAUCUAAUUACUUUUAUUUAAAAUGUAAAUAUGUU
Anastrepha ludens (Mexican fruit fly) is the source of this 568-nucleotide messenger RNA. RefSeq names its product PHD finger-like domain-containing protein 5A (gene Phf5a). Lineage: Eukaryota; Metazoa; Arthropoda; Insecta; Diptera; Tephritidae. The record is from RefSeq and is a predicted model, not a curated record. The transcript is spliced from 4 exons. Gene Ontology annotation, cellular component: precatalytic spliceosome; U2 snRNP; U12-type spliceosomal complex. Gene Ontology annotation, biological process: mRNA splicing, via spliceosome. Bases 85 to 420 code for a protein of 111 amino acids.